Messenger RNA from Harpegnathos saltator (Jerdon's jumping ant), 751 nucleotides. It is a transcript of the gene mRpS24, whose product is annotated as mitochondrial ribosomal protein S24. NCBI's taxonomy places the organism in Eukaryota, Metazoa, Arthropoda, Insecta, Hymenoptera, Formicidae. The record is from RefSeq and is a predicted model, not a curated record. Gene Ontology annotation, biological process: translation. The transcript is spliced from 3 exons. The coding region runs from base 149 to 646 and encodes 165 amino acids. Gene Ontology annotation, cellular component: mitochondrion.
CUGAUUAUGAAUACGGAUAAUAGUCUUAUAGUUCGGAGCCAGAUAUAGAACCAAUCAACCAAACAACUAAUGUUGCGUAUCAGUAAAUUGUGUAUCUUUUUAUAUUUAGCAAUUAUUUGAGGAAACAUCAGGGUGUCACUGCAGCAAAAUGAUGUCAUUACAAUAUAUGAAAAAUGUUUUAACUAUCGCUCAACAAUCCCUCACAAGAAGACAUUUCCAUGCAAGUGCGAUCGUCAAUAAAUCCCAAUCUGGAUGUUAUAAAGUAACAGUCAAAAAAGAUAGACCACUGACGUAUGAAAUGGCAAAUCCACCUCAUUAUAUUGCUCACAGAAAGUCUUGGAAUUCUUGGAACACUUCCAACAUUAAGGAUGGCAACAGACCAUCUGAAACAGCUGUAGAAGAUUUAUUCAUUCGAUAUUUUAUGAAAGGUACUUGGCACAAUUUGUUUGCUAGUGAAGUCAUCAUUAAACGGCAGCACAAUAUCAUUAGGAUAGCUGGAAUCAUCACCCGUACGAUAGCACCUACCAAAAUAUAUUUCUUAACUGGUUACACAGAAGAGUUCCUAAGCUUUUGGCUACAAUGUCCCAUUAAAUUAGAACUGGUAUCAACUAAUAGCCAUAAAGAUGUAAUAUUUAAAUAUAUAUAAAAUAUAAGUAAUGUAAAAAAAUUAGGGAUUUGUGUACUAUUGCAAUAUUUGUUAUGGUUAAUUUUGCGCAAUACACAAUAAAUUCUGACAUGAUAUGUAACGUGA